Molecule: messenger RNA, 3592 nt
Organism: Astyanax mexicanus (Mexican tetra)
Lineage: Eukaryota; Metazoa; Chordata; Actinopteri; Characiformes; Acestrorhamphidae
Exons: 12
Coding region: 49-3210 (1053 amino acids)
Biological process (GO): positive regulation of transcription by RNA polymerase II
Cellular component (GO): nucleus
Molecular function (GO): transcription factor binding; RNA binding
Source: RefSeq, a predicted model, not a curated record
GCGCGCCUCCGCCCGGCGGCUCCUCGUGCUCUGCUGGCGAGUUUCAAGAUGGCCGCGCCGCGUGGCGACUUACUGAGGAAUUUAAACGCCGGUUUCAGUGAUUUCGCAGCGGCGGAGGCGAUCAGAGAGGCGCAGGAUGGAUUUGAAAGAGUAUUUGAAAGAAGCCAUAACCCUGGAUUUGAUCAUGACUAUGACAUUACCUCAAGCAACCUGCACGGCAGUCUGGAACCUUCCAUUUUAUCCAUGUUUGAGGACAUGUCCCCCACUGGAGAGGUGAAGAACCGGAUAGAUGAAGAAAGCGAGGCCACACUGCUCUCUGCUCUUUCUGAGAUAUUGGACAGUGUGAUUGAAGACACCUUGUCACCGUUUGACACACUUCCUGACACUGAACUUUUUGUGGCUCAAAGGAGUCAUGAUUCCAAGUUCAGGAGGUCAUCUGACAAAGAAGCUGCUCCGCGGGUUGCCAGGUCCCAGCGUUCUUCAACGACAAAUUCAAAAGCAGAGAGCCUGCUUUCAGACAGGCAGUUGAGGCCGAGACUCCAUCAGAGGAUAAAGACGACUACUGUACAGAGAAGCGAUGGUGAGGAGGAGGAUCUCAGUGAGACCAGGAGACGCCCCGUAAGAACCUUCAGGAUUGAAUCAGACCCAGAACUCUCUCAGGAUGAGCAACAAGAUGGAUAUAUGCUUGUGUCACUGGUGGACCUAGUGCGACACAUGCAUCCGUACAGCCUCAGGGUGGGCCUGGUUAAGGAAGAUGGUUCUAGGGCUGUCUGUGAUCUGCAGGAGGAAGAUGUGUUUGUGGAUGUUGUGGGUGAUGACGACCUCGAGGACACACUCAGCACUUUUUCACAGCAUAAUCUGGAUUCAGAGCUGAUUUCUAAAACCAAGAUGGGUCUAAAUGAGGAUAGCUCGAUGAAAAGGCCAAAGGAUCAGACAUUAAAGAUGUGCUCAAGUUUGAGUGAACAGAAUAAAUAUGACAUCAACAGUAAGAUACUUCAAAAGAGUGCUGGGAGAGCGAAGAAAAAGGUUAGUUUUGCCCCCGAGUUAGCAACAGUUUAUGAGUACCAAGAUGAAGAUGAAGCAUCUGAAUUUGACUGUCCUGAUGCCCAAUGCCCAGAAGAUCAUAAGGACACAGCUGAAACCUCUGUUGACCACUCACUUAAAGCAGCAACAAAGACAACUUCUCAGCAAAGCAACGCAAAACCUAAAUCAAUCAGCCUGCAUGAAUAUCGCCUUCUCAGACAGAAGUCACUUCCAAAGGAAGAGAAAAAGAUGGACUACAGAACCAAGUGGCCCUCAGUACCCGAAAACCCCUCCGAACUGCCCCUCAUCCCUUGUAUACCAGGUUAUAUCCCACCUCAGGAUAACACAAAAACCUCAUUUCAUAAAAGCAGGAAUUCCUCCUCAAGCUCUGUAACCAAGGCUAAAAGAAACCCUCAAACAUUGAACAUUGUGCAAGCUGUUGACCCACCAAACCCUGUCAUUGUGCCCCUUCCGGUAUCUAUUCCUGUACCAGCAAAGACCUCAUCAGCUUCUGAAGAUCAAAGUACAAUUAUGCAACAGAAAACUGACACAAACAACGCUAAUGCAAACCAGCCCACACUUUUAAACCCUCAGCUGCAACCACCUGCAUCCCAUACCUCUGGAAUUCUGAAGCAGAGUGACUCCUUAUCUCAAGAAACACUGGAAAGUGCACCACUAGCUGAAGUUACACAGGCCAAAUGUUCCUCGACAGUCACUGACGCCACUAAAGCCAAUGUCUCUGCUGCUUCUUUACCUGUGAGGGGCAGGCCAGCAAAAAGACGACUCCCUCAAGUGCAGAUACCCACAAUUACAGAAGAAGCAAGUCAGGAGUCUAAUGGAGAAAUAGGAAUACAGGCUGCUGAUGUAACCAGUCUUUUGGAGCAGUUUGAAACUCAAGGACUCACUCCUCCUGCAACCCCACCCCAUCAGAUCUGGAAGCCUCUCCUGCCUGGUCACAGGACAAAGCAGCACGAAGCCAUCAAACAAUCUGCCAGCAAAGCCAUUCAAAUCAUUGAGCCUCGGCCGUUGCCCCCAAGCAAGGGUCACUUAAGACCCCAGCCAUCCACCUCUGUGCCUGCCCCAAGCUUAUUUCUUGCAUUUAGGGACCACGACUACUGCAUAACUCAGGAGGAUAAAGAGAGCAGUGACGGGUCACUUUCAGCCAUAUCUCUACACAGAAAACCUGUAAAAGAGCCAAGGAGUCAAACAAGCCAUACAUCACUGGACCACAGGACUGUCUGUGAGGAGCAGCGUCUCCCUGCCUCAGUUCUUCUGUCUCCAGAGAGCUCCCCUUGCAGGCAGGAGGAAAGUAUGAGUGCAGGUGAAGAAGCAGUGGCACAAAGGGAAACAUCUACCCCCUGUUCAUCACGCUCUCCAAGCCCUCCAGCCAGGGGCAGGACUAGGAGGAGGCGCUACCGUGAAAGAUAUCAUCAUUCUGACUCCAGUUCAGUGUCAUCCUCCCGAUCCCCGUCCUGUUCUUCCUCAGCCUCAUCCUCUUCAUCUUCGUCUUGUUCACCACCCAGGAAGAGGAGAAGAUCAAGGUCUUCUGACAGCAGCUCCAGCUCCUCCUCUCGAUCCAGUUCGUCUUCUCUGUCCCCUUCUCCAAUUCGCAAACGCCAGCGCCGCUACACUCGGUCGUCCAGGCCUUACAGUGACUCUUGCUCCAGAUCCAGAUCUCGAUCUCGUUCCCGCUUAGGAUCUAGCUCACGCUCACCACAGUCUGCAUGGAGGAAUAAGUGGAACAGACACAGGGAACGCUCUUAUCUGAGCGGAUGGGAAGAGGCUCGCAGGAUGCGCAAGCAGAAGGCAAUUGAGGAGCGUAGAGUCGUAUAUGUGGGGCGAAUACGUGCCACUAUGACCGAGGAUGAGCUCAGGGAUCGUUUUGUAAUGUUUGGGAAGAUUGAAGACUGCACUGUCCAUUUGAGAAGCCGUGGGGACAACUACGCAUUUGUUACAUACUACAGGAAAGAUGAUGCUUUCACUGCUAUAGAAAACGGCACAAAGCUGAGACGUCCAGAUGAGCUCCCCUUUGAUAUCUGCUUCGGUGGAAGACGACAGUUCUGUCAGUCAAAUUAUGCAGAUUUAGAUUCCAGUCGUGAAACUGACUCAACUUCAGGAAGGAACAAGUUUGACGCACUUGACUUUGACGCCCUGCUGAAGCAGGCUCAGCGCGGGGCGAAGAGGUAGCCCAGUGGGACCUUCCCCAAGAUGAAAGGACAGCGAGAGAACGAAGAAAUAAAGGUGGAGUGUGAUGGAACCAGACCAAGCACUACCUCAAAAUCCCAAAGAGCUUGCACGUGAUUUAGCUUUCAUAUAGCCAUUUUUAUUUGACCUUAAAGUUAACAAACCUUCUGUUGAAGUGAGCAUUUAAAAGAUAAGAAAAAAAGUUUGAAGUGUAUAAAAACAGAAAAGCAUUAAGGAAUCUAAAAAAAAUCAGUGUAUCAUAAUUUAAGUGUUGUUUUUAGUAUUUGAUCGUUUUUGUGUGGUAAUAAUUGUGUCUUUUUUCUUCAUUUGCGAUGGAAAUGCUUUCUAAAUGUUUUAUUAAAAAAUGUCAUGCUUGAGUAUCAUA